This is a messenger RNA of Megalopta genalis, 1548 nucleotides long. Its product is annotated as phosphotriesterase-related protein. The record is from RefSeq and is a predicted model, not a curated record. Gene Ontology annotation, biological process: catabolic process. Gene Ontology annotation, molecular function: zinc ion binding. Lineage: Eukaryota; Metazoa; Arthropoda; Insecta; Hymenoptera; Halictidae.
GAACAUUGUAUCUCGAACGCUCGACCAAAACGGUAUAAGAUAUGCGAACGUACGUCUAAUCGUUCGUCCGAUGCAUCAAUCGGCGACGAGAUCAGUUCGAGGCUGUGAAAUCCCUGCGUGUGAUCUCUGUCGGUAAAAGCUAUAAACGUUACAAUCGAGAUAGAACGAUUUCUUUUUUUUUUUUAAUCGUUGAUGGUUGUUGCGCUAUUCAAACUUGUGUCGCACACCGGACCGUGGAAGAUCGCGAAAGCGUUUCAUCAGUGAUCCAGAUCGUUGGGAUCCUCAUCCACCGGAGCGUAACAUGGCGAACGAGAACGGCUGCGUGCAAACUGUGCUCGGAGGAAAAAAUGCGAACGUGCUUGGUAGGAUUCUCACCCACGAGCACCUGGCCAUGACCUUCGACGCAUUCUACGUUCCACCUCCGCGUCAAUUGAGGCGCUUCCUCGACGAUAAAAUCGAGAUUGAGAACCUUGGUGUAUUGAGACAGUAUCCUUACAGCAGCAGGUACAACAUAAACUUCAAUGAUGCGGCCACGAUGAACGCCGUAAUGGCGGACGUGCAACUUUAUCAUGAGUUUGGCGGUGGCACUAUCGUGGAGAACAGCAAUUACGGUUUGAAGCGCGACAUUUCCUUCAUGAAGAAAGUGAGCGAAGGAACCGGAGUACAUGUUGUUGCUGGGACAGGUUACUAUGUUGCCGCCACCCAAGGCGCGAGCGAUCUCGCUCUGACCAAAGAGGAGAUGUAUAACGUGACGUUGAAAGAGAUGACCACCGGUUGCUUGGACAGUCCCGAUGUGAAAACAGGAUUCAUCGGAGAGGUCGGAAGCACCUGGCCAAUCGAAGACUUCGAGAAACGAGCGAUACAAUCGACCGGAGAAGUCCAGGCGCAAUUAAAGUGCCCUGUGAGUUUCCAUCCUGGACGAGACUCGGAUGCACCUUUCGAAAUAAUGAGACUGUACCAGGAAGCUGGGGGCGACAGUGCGAAAGCCAUUCUAUCUCACUUGGACCGAACGCUGCCCGAAGAUAAGCUUAUGGAGUUCGCCGACGAGACGAAAUGUUACUGUCAAUUCGAUCUGUUUGGAUUGGAGUGUUCUUUCUAUCAGCUGAACCCAACAGUGGACAUGUUAUCUGAUGCGCAACGAAUCGAUCGCGUUAAACUGCUGCGGGACGAUCAGAAACUGAAUCGCGUGCUUUUGAGCCACGACAUUCACACUAAGCACAGAUUGGCGAAGUUCGGCGGCCAUGGAUUUUCCCAUAUUUCGAACAACGUCCUGCCGAAGAUGCUCGUGAAGGGCUUCAGUCCAGACGAAAUCGACACAUUGACUAUUAAAAAUCCUAAAACCUGGUUGUCAUAUUAAAAAACUCGAUUUUCACGAAACAACUUUCACAAUAAUAGAAGCAAAUUGAAUUUCCGUUGCUUCGAUGAAACGUAGAACAGUUAGUAUGUUUGAGCUACUAUCGUGUUAAACCAAAUCACUUCUUCUGGAAUGUUGUUAAGCUUCCUUUGGAUAUACGAAUGUUGGAUUAUGAAUAAGCAUUUAUUAGAUUA